UUCGCGUGGUGUGCUCGGAAUUCAAACAGUAAUUAUUAUUAUUAUUUUUUGCUAUUUAACUUAGAUCUUUUCGGGGCUCGCACUAAAAAAAUAUAAGUAUCUAUUGGAGUGUUUAGCUAAAUAUAUGUAAAUAUGGUUUUACUGCGGAUUUUGCGGUGGCUUUUGCGUCCCGUCUCGAGGCUCCUGUACGCGCUGUUUGCUCUGGUGUGGCCGCGACGCCGAGCUGAGAGAGAGGAGCCGCUCACACAGCGGGGUAACACCAAACAGAGGAGUCAGUCCCAGGCAGUGAUUGAGGAGCUGCAGAUGGUCAGAAAUCAACUAGAGACCAAACUGGAAGAGAAGAAGAAGAUUGAAAAUCAGUUGUGGGACACAGAAAACACAGUGACAGCACUGCAAGAGAAAGUUAAGCAGCUUCAGGAUAUGCUAAAAAUGGACAAAGGGAACUCUUUUAUUGAAGCUGGCCCAUCAAAUAAAGAGAAUGUCACUCCAGCACAAACUUCUCCUCCACCUCCUCCUCCUCCUCCUCCUCCUCCUCUUCCUCCUCCUCCUCCGGUGCUUUCUACAAGUCCUAUUGACCCACUGGAUGCUUUAAGGAACAGAAAGAAGUCUGGAAGCAACAGCACUAACCUAAAGAAACCUGCACAGUCUGUAGAUGUAAAAACCAGGGCAAUGGAUGAAAUGAUGGAAAGAAUUAAGAAAGGGGUUGUACUGAAGCCAACUCAGAAACCUCCACAGGACACCAUAAAACAACCAGGACCCCAAAGGAUCUUUCUGGAGGAGAAAGAGCAUCCAGCCCCAAAAGCUCAGGUCACAAGCUCUUCAAAUUGGCUAGCAGAGAUUGGGAAAGUUCCUGUCCUGCAAAGGCUGAAGCAGAACCACUAAAGGAAAACUUACGCAUUAGAGCAGCAGAAUGUGUCACCUAGGAAGACAAGUGAAGAUAAAACCAUUUAACAUUUUCUUUUGACAUUAUACUGUUAAUAUUAUAAUCUAAAUUAAUUAAUAAGGUUCAUAGUAAAAAUCAAAAUCUGUUUUUAAUUAAUACAGUAUGUACAGCCAUUUCUUUUUGUAAUGCAGGAUCUCCUUUCUUUACAUCUUUACAAUGCUCCCAUUUGUUAAGCAAAAAAACAAAAAAGUUUCUUGAAAAUAAUUUAUCUUUAAAGAUUAAAUAAAUCAAAUACACUUACCCAGGUGGCACGGUGGCAUAGUGGUUAGUGCUGUUACCUUGCACCCCAAGGUUGAUUCCUGCCUCGUGUCUGUGUGUAUGGAUUUUGCAUUGCUUGCUAUUACUCCAAAGACAUGCAGCUAAGGGUAAUUGGUGUGCACAAAUUGCCCAUAGUGUAAAUGAGCAUGUGAGAGUGUGUGUGUGUGUGUGUGUGCCCUGUGAUGGAUUGGCACCCCAUCGAGGGUAUACCCUGCCUUGUGCCCUAAGUCUCCUGGUCCCCUCAUGACCCUGUAUACAAGCUAAAGUGGUAUAGAUGAUAAGUGAAUAAGUGUGUGUGAUACACUGUCCCUUAAGAAAAUAUUAUUCAUUAUACAUUAUUUAUUAUUAUUAAUAAUUUUAAAGAAAAUGUUGUGACAUUGAGCAUUGUCCUUAGGCAGCAUUAUUAAAGUAAAGUUGAGAGUAGCUAUUUAGUUUAAGUUUGUCAACGAUUACACUUUUAUCAAUUUAUCAGGAACAUUUUAGAAUGCUUAAUAAUAAUAAUAAUAAUAAAAAAAAACACUGUAUAUUUUUUACCAAUGUUUCUUUCCUGGCUAGAUUUCUGUGCUUCUAAGAAAUAAGUGAUUCUGUGAAGUGUCAUCUAUCUUCCUCUCUUUGUCUAUCUGUAUUCUCCAUGUUUGUGCUAGAAGGAAGUUAAUGAGAAUCCAGUGCCUAAUGUCCUUCAUAUGUUACUCAACUUAAUUAAGCUUGUUUUUCUCAUCUGGCUUCACUUAGACAAAUAAUUGUGUGUCAUCAGCAUAACAAUUUAAACUAAUACAAUGCUUACAAAUUAUGUUACCCACAGGAAGCAUGUUCAGAGAGAAAAUAGCAAUGGGAUUAGAAUAGAACCCUGUGGAACACCAAGCUUUACAUUAGUACAUGUAGAAUAGUCACCAUUUACAACAAAGCUGAUAACAACCAGUGCCCAAAGACGUGAGCCAGGAGAGGGCCGCUCCCAUAACUCCAUUUUACAUUUACAUUUUGGGCAUUUGGCAGACUUUUUCACAGCAACUUACAAUUUUCUAAUCUAGGAGAAUAGUAUGAUCAGUGGUGUCAAAAGCUGCACUACGGUCAAGUGACACAAUCAAGGAGACACAACCCUGAGCAAAGGACAGUAGAAGGUCAUUUGCCAUUUACCAGAGCUGUCCCUGUGCUGUAAUGAGGCCUGAAUCCUGACCUAUGCAUUUCAUAAAUUUUAUUUCUAUGUAGAUACAAGAACAGCUGCUGUGCUACAACCUUCUUUAAAAUUUUGGAUUUAAAAGGGAGGUUUGAUAUUGGCCUACACUGUAAAAAAUCUUAUGUGCUAUCUACUUAAAAAAAUAUGGUAACACUAUUGCACGUAUUAUUUUUAAUCAGUUUUUAAGGCUUUAUUUUUUUUUAGAAGAAUUUACUUGAAUAAAUCAUCAAAAAAUGCCUAAA
Clarias gariepinus (North African catfish) is the source of this 2617-nucleotide messenger RNA. RefSeq names its product shootin-1-like. NCBI's taxonomy places the organism in Eukaryota, Metazoa, Chordata, Actinopteri, Siluriformes, Clariidae. The transcript has 7 exons. The record is from RefSeq and is a predicted model, not a curated record. The coding region runs from base 133 to 882 and encodes 249 amino acids.